UUUGAAUCAAACGAUACUGUGUGACUGACUGCAUAUACCAAUACAAUUUGUAUGUUUUUAUUAAAGUCGAGCGAAUAGAACACGCGAAUGGCAAAUAGAAAAGAAGUUGCGCAUUAAAAUCGGCGCUUUACAUUGCAUUUGUAAACGGUGACAACACCAGUCGAGAUUAGUUUUUAAAGCGAACUAAACUUGUGCGGUGCCAAGCGAAAAUGAUGAACGGCACCAAGCCAGGCGUGGUUCUCAAUUGUCGCACAUGCACGCGUGCAUGUAAACAAUACAAAUCGCUGCAAGAUGAGAUUGAAAUUGGACCGGAGGGCAGCACUACACUGGCUAAUAUGCUGCAAUUCUGCUCCAGCCUGUCAUUCGAGCCGCAAGAUGGAGCUGCAAUGCCCCAACACAUUUGCAUGCAUUGCCUGCAGCUGCUGGAGCAGGCGUUCAACUUCAAGCGCAUGGUUAUUGACUCCGAUGAGCUGUUGCGCCUGGGUCUCGAGGAGGUGGACAACAAUGCCAAUACCAGCGGUAGCAACCAGGAGUAUGUGAUGAUUGAAGUGCUGAACGAGGAUACUGUACCGGAUGUAGGCAAACAGGACUCCAGUUUGCACGAAGUUGCAGCGCUUGUCGAAACGUACAGUGAGCAGGAGCCGGAACAUGAGGAAUUUGUCGUCGAUGACGUUUGCGUAGAUGCCGAAGAAGAGGUUGGUGCCCAAACAGAGACGGAAGAUGCUAUCGAGCCAAUCAAUGAGUUCCAUGCGGCUGACAUAGAAUAUGUGACAAUUAAAACCGAAUACGACUCGCAGGUGGAGGACGAAGAUGACAUCGAAAUUAUAGACUCCCCGCCCAUGGAAACGGUCAGCGAGCAAAUGCAAAUCCAAAUGCUAGACGACCAAAUGGUCAUGAUCACAGGCGAGGAGCCCAUCGAUGAGGUAAUUGGCGAAGUCGAAGCUGAGGAUAUUCUGGAUAUCGAGCGUGAGGAGCAUUUGAUAGCUGCUGAUAGCGAGGAGGGAGAAGAAUUUAUGGAAGACUCCGAUUCUCGGCUCUCCAUUCCGGUUGUUACUGGACCGCCAGUCGAGGUACUACCUCACGUUUGUCAUGUGUGCAACAAAGCAUUCCGCCAGCAAUGCCGCCUCAAUCAACAUAUGCGCUCCCAUGUGGAUGAGAAGCUCUACACGUGCGAGAUGUGCGGCAAGAAGCUGAAGCACUUGCGCAAUCACAAGGAGCACAUGCUGACCCAUACCAAUGCCAAACCGCAUCAAUGUUUGGUCUGUGCUCGCUUCUAUCGCACCACAUCCAGCCUGGCGGCUCACAUGCGCACGCACGCCGAGGACAAGCCAUAUAAGUGCGAUCAGUGCGGACGCAGCUAUGCGGCCUUCGAUCACCUGCGCCGGCACAAGCUGACGCACACCGGCGAGCGUCCCUAUGCGUGUGACUUGUGCGAUAAGGCGUACUAUGAUUCGUCGUCCCUGCGGCAGCACAAGGUCAGCCAUACGGGCGAGAAGGCGUUCACCUGCGAAAUCUGCGGUGUUGGACUGUCCCAGAAGUCCGGCUAUAAAAAGCACAUGCUGGUGCAUUCCGGCGAAAAGCCGCACAAAUGUCCAAUCUGCGGACGCGCCUUUACCUUCACCAGUAACCUGAAUGCCCACGUGCGCUUACACUCCGGUGAGAAGCCGUUCAAGUGCGACAAAUGCAUGAAGGCAUUCCCAACCAAAAAGCGCCUUAAUAGCCAUUUGCGUGUCCACAACAAGGAGACGCCAGUGACCACCACUAGCAAUACCACCGGCACAAACUCCAGCCCCGAUCGUGCCAAUGCCGUGGCGGCGGGCCGUCGCACCGCCGCGAAUAUUCCCGAUGUAACUGACCAACAGGUGUCCGCCUCCAAAGUGGUUGUAGUGCUGUAAGUGCAAUAAGGAAUAAGCCUAGUUUUUACACUUAGAAUAUAGAAACCUAUCC
Drosophila navojoa is the source of this 1947-nucleotide messenger RNA. RefSeq names its product deformed wings (gene dwg). Gene Ontology annotation, biological process: regulation of transcription by RNA polymerase II. Gene Ontology annotation, cellular component: nucleus. Gene Ontology annotation, molecular function: DNA-binding transcription factor activity, RNA polymerase II-specific; zinc ion binding. NCBI's taxonomy places the organism in Eukaryota, Metazoa, Arthropoda, Insecta, Diptera, Drosophilidae. The record is from RefSeq and is a predicted model, not a curated record.